CGUCGGCCCGAGGGGAUGGACCACGACGCGCCGCCCGCCCCGCCGCACCACGCCCCCCAGGACGACGGCGCCGUGGACGACUGGGCGCGGGACGACGCGGAGCCGUCCGAUCGCCACGCCGCCCCCGCGGACGAGAGCCCCGAGGCCGCCGCGGAUGCCCCCGCGCCGCCAGCCGAAGGUGUCAAUGACAUCCAGUCAUCACUUCAGUCCUUGGAAUUGAAGACAAAUGCUGCUGCGCAUGAGGAUGUUCAAAUGGUAGUAGAAGAGGAAGAGGAGACAAAGCGCCAUUUAAAUGUGGUGUUCAUCGGCCAUGUUGAUGCUGGCAAAUCGACUGCUGGGGGGCAAAUAUUGUUCUUGAGUGGUCAAGUUGAUGACCGGACCAUCCAGAAAUAUGAGAAGGAAGCAAAGGAUAAAAGCCGAGAAAGUUGGUAUAUGGCUUAUAUUAUGGACACAAAUGAGGAAGAGCGACUUAAGGGGAAGACUGUUGAAGUUGGUAGAGCCCACUUUGAGACUGAAAAUACAAGAUUCACUAUCUUGGAUGCACCGGGCCAUAAGAGUUAUGUUCCAAAUAUGAUAAGUGGUGCAUCUCAAGCUGACAUUGGUGUUCUGGUCAUAUCAGCUCGAAAAGGUGAAUUUGAAACUGGUUACGAAAGAGGAGGGCAGACUCGGGAACAUGUACUGCUUGCAAAAACUCUAGGUGUUUCUAAGUUGGUAGUUGUCAUCAACAAGAUGGAUGAACCUACAGUACAAUGGUCUAAAGAAAGAUAUGAUGAAAUUGAAGGGAAAAUGGUUCCUUUUCUCAGAUCUUCAGGGUACAAUGUUAAGAAAGAUGUUCAGUUCUUGCCGAUUUCUGGUCUUUGUGGAGCCAAUAUGAAGACCAGGAUGGAUAAAAGCAUUUGUAGUUGGUGGAACGGCCCUUGCCUUUUUGAAAUUCUGGACAAAAUUGAAGUUCCAUUGCGUGAUCCCAAGGGCCCAGUAAGGAUGCCAAUUAUUGAUAAGUAUAAAGAUAUGGGCACUGUCGUCAUGGGAAAAUUAGAGUCAGGGACUAUCAGAGAGGGUGAUAGUUUGUUGGUUAUGCCAAACAAGUCCCAUGUGAAAGUCACUGGUAUAAACUUGGAUGAGAAGAAAGUACGGCGUGCUGGACCGGCUGAGAAUGUUCGUGUCAAAGUGUCUGGAAUUGAAGAGGAGGAUAUCAUGGCUGGUUUUGUACUUUCAAGUGUUGCUAAUCCUGUUGGUGCUUUCACUGAAUUCAAUGCUCAAUUGCAAAUUCUAGAGCUGCUUGAUAAUGCUAUUUUCACUGCUGGCUAUAAGGCAGUGUUACAUAUCCACUCUGUUGUCGAGGAGUGUGAGAUUGUGGAUCUCAUAGAGGAAAUUGACAUGAAGAAAGCGAAAGUAACUGACCCAAAGAAAAAGAAGACAAAGAGGAAGCCUCUUUUUGUGAAGAAUGGUGCAGUUGUAGUUUGCCGUGUCCAGGUGACUAAUUUGAUAUGCAUAGAGAAGUUCUCUGAUUUCCCUCAGCUUGGAAGGUUCACUCUACGGACUGAAGGAAAGACAAUAGCUGUAGGGAAGGUUGUUGAUGUUCCUCCAGCCGGCAGGACAACAUUUUCAGCUUAAGCCAAUUUUGACAGGAUGAUGAUGGUUAUGUUGACAGGAGAACAAAGUGGUGCUGUGUUAUCGGAAGCAGCGAGAUCGAUUUAGUAUAAAUUUUCCAGCCAGGCUCCAUGAGUCACUUAGCAUAGUCUAUUGCUGAGGUCCCUUUAUUGAGUUGGGGUGUAUAAGUGUUGUAGCUCUGGUCACAUGUUUGAGAGGUUGUAAAAUCAGUGUGGUUAUAUGUUCUGGCUACCCGAUCUGAUACCAAUAUAACAGAAGGUGUCUUGUACUCAA
Molecule: messenger RNA, 1884 nt
Organism: Hordeum vulgare subsp. vulgare (domesticated barley)
Lineage: Eukaryota; Viridiplantae; Streptophyta; Magnoliopsida; Poales; Poaceae
Product: eukaryotic peptide chain release factor GTP-binding subunit ERF3A
Exons: 17
Coding region: 16-1614 (532 amino acids)
Biological process (GO): translation
Cellular component (GO): translation release factor complex
Molecular function (GO): GTPase activity; translation release factor activity; GTP binding
Source: RefSeq, a predicted model, not a curated record